This is a messenger RNA of Artibeus jamaicensis (Jamaican fruit-eating bat), 2543 nucleotides long. It is a transcript of the gene CCNA2, whose product is annotated as cyclin A2. The transcript is spliced from 8 exons. The record is from RefSeq and is a predicted model, not a curated record. Gene Ontology annotation, biological process: regulation of cyclin-dependent protein serine/threonine kinase activity; mitotic cell cycle phase transition. Gene Ontology annotation, molecular function: cyclin-dependent protein serine/threonine kinase regulator activity. Lineage: Eukaryota; Metazoa; Chordata; Mammalia; Chiroptera; Phyllostomidae. Bases 995 to 2311 code for a protein of 438 amino acids. Gene Ontology annotation, cellular component: cytoplasm; cyclin A2-CDK2 complex; nucleus.
AGACCAGCCUGCCUUUCUCCGUGGAACGCGUUAUUAUAUCUGGGUCACUAGAAUUCACUGGGUACUUUUCAUUGGCUGCUACGGCUUGGGAAAUAGUAGAUAAAAAUUAGUGACUGUCUAGUUGAAUUUCUCGUAGUGCACUACAAGAAAUUGUAUAUUUGUUAUAUAUGGAUCAACAGUAGUUCAGGGUGGCACCUCAUUAAUUAAUUGCCUCUUCGGUAGAAGUAAAAAGCCUAAGACCGGAGAAGCACCUGAUGGGAGGUGACAGUGUAGUCGGUCACCUGAGAACCGGGGCCUUGAACGGACUUGGGCACGCCCCGUGCCCCUAGGACAACUGCACGCCAGGUAGAUAGACACGCUUAAGGACCAGGGCAGAGAAGGGAGAGUGGGAGGCACUGCGGGACUUGAGUGGCUCGGAGGGUUCUAGACCCCAGGGAACCGGUCUGACUAGCCGGCCUAGAGGCCUCGGGCAAUGGCAGCGCGGCCCGCUGCUCUCUCCCCUUUGUCGGGGUAGAACGGCCUUCGCGCGGAGAGCCCAGGGUCUCCAGUUAAAGGCCGCGUCCAACCUGGCCCCGCCCUCGCCCAGCGUAGGCGGGUUCCCUCCCGCUGGCCCGCCCCGCUUCUCGUUUGUGGGCGCGACCGCCUUCAUUCGCCUGCGACUUGUCGCUCGGGUGACGUCACGGGGCCGGGUCCUUUUCAUUGGCCCAUUUCAAUAGUCGCGGGAUACUUGAACUGCAGGAACAGACGCUUCUCCGGCGGGCUGCUGGCUGAGUCUGGGGGUGACCUUUUCCCUCCACGCCCGGCGGUGCCUGCUCCUUUCGCGGCCUCGCCGGUUCUCAGCGAUCCCGGGCGGGAGGGCGGGCGGGCGGGCGGGCUGGCCCGGGCUGCGGCGGGCGGCUACGACUGGAGCGCUGCUCGGCGCGGCCGGUCGGCGGGACCGAGUGCACGCUGCUUGGCGCCGCAGGCUCAUCCAGCUCUGCUCUCGGGAGCAGAGAUGUUGGGCAGCUCUGCGGCCCGCGAGGCGGGCUCGGCGCUGCUCACAGUGCAGCAGACAGCACCCGAAGAGGACCAGGAGAACAUCGACCCCGAGAAGGCGUCGCCCACCCAGCAGCCCCGGACCCGGGCCGGGCUGGCGGUGCUGAAGGCCGGGAACCAGCGGGGUCCAGCGCCGCCUCAGAGGCCCAAGACGCGACGGGUUGCACCCCUUAAGGAUCUUAAUGUAAAUGAUGAGCAUGUCAUUGUUCCUCCCUGGAAUGCAAACAGUAAACAGUCUGCAUUUACCAUCCAUGUGGAUGAAGCAGAAGAGACUCAAAAGAGGCCAGGUGAACCCCAAAACACAGAAUGUGAAGAUGUCCUGGCGUUUAAUUCAGCUAUUGCUUUACCUGAACCGAGAAAACCACUGGUACCUCUUGAUUAUCCAAUGGAUGGAAGUUUUGAGUCACCACAGACAAUGGAUAUGUCCAUCAUAUUGGAAGAUGAGAAGCCAGUGAAUGUUAACGAAGUCCCAGACUACCACGAGGACAUCCACACCUACCUUAGGGAAAUGGAGGUUAAAUGUAAGCCUAAAGUGGGUUACAUGAAGAAACAGCCAGACAUCACCAACAGUAUGAGGGCUAUCCUCGUGGACUGGUUAGUUGAAGUAGGAGAAGAAUAUAAACUACAGAAUGAGACCCUGCACUUGGCUGUGAACUAUAUUGACAGGUUCCUUUCAUCCAUGUCUGUGUUGAGAGGAAAACUUCAGCUUGUGGGCACUGCUGCUAUGCUGUUAGCCUCGAAGUUUGAAGAAAUUUACCCCCCAGAAGUAGCAGAGUUUGUGUACAUUACAGACGACACCUACACCAAGAAGCAGGUUCUCAGAAUGGAGCACCUGGUCCUCAAAGUCCUUGCUUUCGACUUGGCCGCCCCAACCAUCAAUCAAUUCCUCACCCAGUACUUUCUGCACCAGCAGCCUGCAAACUGCAAAGUUGAAAGCUUAGCAAUGUUUCUGGGGGAGCUGAGUCUGAUUGAUGCGGACCCGUACCUCCAGUACCUGCCCUCAGUGAUCGCCGGCGCGGCCUUUCACCUAGCACUCUACACAGUCACGGGUCAGAGCUGGCCUGACUCCUUGGUGCAGCAGACGGGAUACACCCUGGAGAGCCUGAAGCCCUGUCUCCUGGACCUGCACCAGACCUACCUCAGGGCCCCGCAGCACGCCCAGCAGUCGGUCAGAGAGAAGUACAAGCACCCCAAGUACCAUGGCGUCUCCCUCCUCGUCCCACCAGAGACACUACAGGUGUGGCAGGGAGCAGCCGCCCCCGCUUCUAAGGUCUGACUCCGUCCGAGGACAGGGUGUGGUUUUUACUGUAGGUCUUUACAAUCAUUUCUGGACACAGGCGUUAUUCUCAAUACAAAUUAUGCUAUUUUUAAGUGGUUUUAAUUUGUAUAUCUUUUGUACAUGUAACUAUCUUAGAUAUGUGGCCAAUUUUAAGUGGUUUUGUUAAAGUAUUAAUGAUGCCAACGGUCAGGAUAAGAAUAAGAAUUAAUAAAUUGAUUUAGAAAACCUG